AUUUCCCCUAACACUACCUGUUUUUGGUAUAUCAACUAGGUUUUGGAAAGGAAUACAGUUCAAUUCGUCACUAGCUUGUUCUAGAGCUUUCAUUGCCAACAAGGGAAAUGAAAGAAAUGAUAUGGGAAAAUGAUGAAUGUCAGAAUCAAGACAUGGAAUUAGAUAAUGUAGCCAAGUUUCUUCAAGGCAAGACCAUAUUAGUCACUGGUGCAACAGGAUUUUUAGCUAAGGUCUUUAUCGAGAAGAUAUUACGGCUUCAACUAAACGUGAAUAAGCUUUAUCUUCUUUUGAGGACUUCAAAUGAUAAAUUCGCCACACAACGCUUAGAAGAUGAGAUCAUAAGCACAGAAUUAUUUAGAAUUCUCCGCGACAAAUGGGGUUCAAAAUUUGAUGCCUUGAUAUCAAGUAAGGUGGUAGCAGUGGAAGGUGAUAUCUCUUCUGAAAACUUGGGAUUGGAAGAUUCAAAACUAAGAGAAGAGAUGAGGAAGGAAAUAGAAAUUGUUGUAAAUUCUGCUGCCACAACUUGCUUUAAUGAAAGGUAUGACAUUGCGUUGGGCAUCAAUACAUUUGGAGCUUUCAAUGUUUUGAACUUUGGGAAGAAAUGUGAUAAAAUAAAGCUAUUUCUCCACAUUUCAACCGCUUACGUUUGCGGUGAAAAGGCAGGAAUAAUAUUAGAGAAACGAUUUUAUAUGGGUGAGACUUUGAAAGGAACACAUAGCAUAAAUAUAUUUGAGGAAAAGAGAACUAUGGAAGAACAAUUAGCUCAACUACGAUGCCAUGGUGCUCCAGAUAAAGCAAUAAAGUCAUCCAUGAAGGAAUUUGGCCUUAAAAGGUUUUGUUUAUAAUACCGGGCAAAAUUGAAUGGGUGGCCAAACACAUAUGUAUUUACAAAGGCAAUGGGAGAGAUGCUUUUAGGACAGUUCAAAGGAGAUUUGCCACUUGUUAUUAUACGCCCCACCGCGAUUGCAAGCACUUAUAAACAACCUUUCCCUGGUUGGAUUGAAGGUGUUAGAACCUUUGAUAGCUUCAUUGUGAGUUAUGGAAAGGGGAAAUUAACAUGUUUUCCUGCCAAUCCUAACACUAUUGUUGAUGUGAUACCGGUUGAUAUGGUGGUAAAUGCCAUGGUUGUGGCCAUGAGAGUUCAUUAUGCAGAACGUCAUGUUUGUGAGACCAUUUAUCAUGUCAGCUCCUCAUUCAGAAAUCCCUUAACACUCUCAGAUCUUCGAAACCUUUUCCACUGUUAUUUCAUUAAAAACCCAUGGAUUGAUGCAAAUGGGCUGAGAGUGAAAGUUGGUCAACUAACAUUUUUCAGCAAAGCUAAUAGAUAUUUGCUGCUCAUGCAAAUGAAAUAUGUGCUCCCACUGAAGGUACUUUAUUUGGCGAAUAUACUUUGUUGCCAACGUUUCAAAAAAAUUUAUAAAAAUCUUAAUCGUAAAAUCAACUUCGCAAUCCAAUUAGCAAAACUUUACGAACCUUAUGCAUUCUUCUUAGGAAGCUUUAAUGAUGGAAAUUUGGUGGAACUACAAAGGGUGGCUGAAGAGCAAGGCAUUGAUUUAGUUGAAUUUAAUUUUGAUUCCGAGAGUAUUGAGUGGGAAGAGUAUAUGAUGAAUAUUCACAUUCCGGGCCUUUUAAAAUAUGGGAUUAAAUCUUAGGUGCUAUGUCAUACCAAUGACCCACGUUGCUUAUUAUAUAUAAUUUAAGAAAUAUUCUUAUACCUUCGAUUCUAAAAUAAAAUCAGUUACUAAAACUUUACAGA
Molecule: messenger RNA, 1756 nt
Organism: Gossypium raimondii (Peruvian cotton)
Lineage: Eukaryota; Viridiplantae; Streptophyta; Magnoliopsida; Malvales; Malvaceae
Product: fatty acyl-CoA reductase 3
Exons: 11
Biological process (GO): suberin biosynthetic process; long-chain fatty-acyl-CoA metabolic process
Cellular component (GO): intracellular membrane-bounded organelle
Molecular function (GO): alcohol-forming very long-chain fatty acyl-CoA reductase (NADP+) activity
Source: RefSeq, a predicted model, not a curated record